Amoebophrya sp. A25 is the source of this 2005-nucleotide messenger RNA. The record is from the annotation of a GenBank genome assembly. NCBI's taxonomy places the organism in Eukaryota, Dinophyceae, Syndiniales, Amoebophryaceae.
AGUCAGGAGGACUCGCUAGCUGGUAAAUGCGACUUUCAAUUUUUGGCGGAUCAUGUUUAGUUGUUGUAGUUUUUCACGUUCAACACCGCGACGGGCAUCGGCAUUGUCCUUUCUGUUUUGGUAUGAAGUAGAGGCUGCUUCCUUCGAAGCACAGUCACAGUCUUCUGUUUCAUAGUUUGUGGUGUGUCUAUCUGGUUAUUUCAAGCGACAAUUAUGACAGUCUUCGGGCAGAUUCGAGGUUGGGACAUUCCCGCUUAUGAAGCGUGCGCUUGUGCCUGUGACGAAGCGGGUGAGUUUCUUGUUGUCGGCAGCUACCGGCAUCGCGAUCUCGACGACGGCGGGAGCUCUGAACACCAGGAGUCUGGAUCUAGCAGUGGUCUUCGAAAAAAUACUGUCUCCGCCGAUGCUAGCGAACCCAGGCUAGAGAUCGAGUCAGGUGCGUUCCGAGAUAGUUUGAGCUGCGUGAUUGAUGUUCCGUCCUCUGGUGAUACCGGGGUUGAGAAUGCGCUGCAUAUAGAUUGUGAACAGCUCUGGGACACUGCAAGAGAAGCGACCACAGAAUCCUCGCCGAAAAGUGUGAAACCUGUCAGAAGCCGAUGGCGAUUUCCAAGAGACGACACUCGACUAGGUGAACUCUGUGUUUAUCAGAUUCUUGCGAGAGAACAAGGAGACAACACAUUAGAGGAUCACGCACAACUGCCACGUUGUCUCUCAAGGUUGGCUUUGCCGGGUGGCUGCUAUGACGUGUGGUACGACAAGGAUAUGAAAACUUUUCUAGCUGUCUGCACGAACGGUGAUAUUUUCGGGCUUCAGGUGCAAAGGUCUGUAACUCUGCUUGGUGAUGAAGGACACUGCGAGUCGGAUCGAACUACAACUGUCCAGUGCCGUUUGAUGCGAUUGCCGGGACUCUUGCGGAGGCUGUCAUCAGAUCCCCACUUAGCAGGUGAGGAGAAGAGUGAGGAUCUAGUGCCGCUUCUAACUCAUAUCAAAACCGGCAAGCAGUGUGCGGGAAUCACAGACCAAGCGGGACGCCUGCAUCUUUGGACAGAAAAGAGCAAGCUGUUAAACUUUGACGGAACUGCUGCUGAUCUUUGCAAGCAAGUCGAACAAGGGCCCGAUGGGUACAGUUGCAUCCAGGCUCAUGCCAGCGACGCUGCUGCAUGGACUUGUGCAUUUUCUCCUGAUGAAAGCCUUGUUGCAUCGGGCGGUGACGACGGGGUGCUCUGCGUGUUUGCUCGACGCGAAGAAGAAAACAGUGAACAACCUUGGUUGUGCAAGUGGCAAAGUACCACUAGGGAUCACAGCGCCGGUGUCACAAGUGCUCUUUUCCUGGACACUGAUACCUUGGUUUCAGGCAGUUACGAUGAGAAAGUCCGCAUUUGGAAGCGAGCUGAUGGAAACGGCAGUAGCUUGGAGCAGGUUAACAUACAGAUCUCCCUCGUAUUUGAAAGUACGCGAACCGGCGAUGGGAUUUAUCGCCUUUUGCCGUUACUCGCUCCGCAUCAAGACAAUGGGACUAAGGAGGUUGCAGAAUAUGCUGGUGAAAGCGGAAUAGGGCACGCCCAAUACAGUUUCUGGGAUAAGAAUUGUAGCGAGACAGACCACGCUAAUAGCGCUGCUUUUCUUGUCGCAAACAUUCGUGAGGGCUACAGCGUCUACACUGCGAAUGGAGUUAGAUUGUGUGAUCCUUUAGUACCAUGGGAAAGCGAAGUCAACAAACCGGGAGCUGAGGCCGAUGAGCAAGAGGUUGAAGAGGACCCGGACGCGGGGCCGCUUGCCUAUGGCAUGGCCUUUUCACCCGCCAACGCCACACUAUUUCUCACUUGCUUUCGUAACCGCAUGUACAGAACGACAUUGUCGUGAGAAUGCAAAUUGCAUGCACUUCGACGAAGAUAGUUGUGUCUGAUCGUGCUCAGCCAUACCUGGUCCGUAAUUUUCUCAAGAGUCAUUCUAUCUGUCGAUCCUCCCGUGACUAUUCUCCUUAUUCUUACGAAGUAAAUAGAAU